GCCUUUAAUUUCGUGUUGAGACUUUCCGGUAGGUCGAAAAUGUAUCUCGUCCUACUUCAAAUCCCACUUUCAAUAAUUGGAAAUAUAAUUUUUCUGCUGUAUCGUCGUGUGGCAUUUCGACUGCUCGGGACACUAAAGACACGCGUGGAAAUGUGGAAAGUGCAGGCUGUGGUGGUGCAGCUCCUGCUGCUCGGCUGCCUGCUGCGAAUCUACUUCGAGGGAAGUCUGCUGUCCAACUCCAACCGAGAGCCCCAGCAGACGCCUUGGGAAUCGGGAAUCGCUCCGCCGGCGAAUCGUCUGGUGGUUUUCCUCACCGAUGGCCUGAGCGCCGAGACGUUCUUUGCCAAUAACUGCAGCUCCGUGCCGCAUCUGCGGGAGGUGUUCGUGAAGCAAGGCCUCGUUGGAAUAUCCCGAGGCAGUGUGCCCACCCUCGUACGCUCUGGACAGAUUGGUAUUUUUGGUGGCUUCUUCGAGAGUCCACUGCUGCUCCGCACUGGAUUCCAAUGGAAUUCGCCGACACUGGACACGUUCUUCAAUCACAGCAAGACUGUCCUGGGCUGGAUAGAACGCCAGACGAAUGUCUACACAAAGACCUUGACGCGCGGAAUGUUUCAGGACCACACCGCAGGUCCCAAGCCAAGGGAUCCUUGGGUGCUCCGUCAGCUUCGCUCGUACCUGGCAAUCAAUGAAACAGUCGACCAAUUGCGGAGUAAGACUUCCCUGAUACUCUUCGUAUAUCUGGGAAAUAUUGCUGCCGAGGGCCCCUUGAGCAAGCGGUAUCAGGAGAGGCUCUAUUCUGCACAACGCGGUAUCCGAGAAGCCUAUGACCUGAUCGAGAGCGCCUUCAAGGACAGCCGCACUGCAUACCUGAUGACGUCGAGCCAUGGGAUAAGCCAGAUGGGCUCCAAUGUCGCCGGAUCCAGGGAUGAAACCGAAACGCCGUUCUUCCUCUGGGGCUCCGGUGUUCCCCAAAUGGCACACAAUGUGGCACACAACGAGGGCCUGCAACUGCAGCGGCCCCUCAUGGAACUGCAGCAGAUCCAACUGGCGCCCAUCAUCUCUGCGUUGAUUGGGGAACCUCCGCCAGCAAAGAAUUUGGGCAGGCUGCCAUUGGGAUUCUUGUACGUGUCCAUGGAGCAGGAAGCGCAGGCGACUUACUUGAAUGCGCUUCAACUGCUGGCCCAGGCGCAGCUCCUGAUGCGGCAGCAUGAGCGCGGUUUCUUUCACAAGUUCCUGCCGCAGUUCAGAGAUCUUGACCAAAGCCUUAUCGAGAGCUACCGCCUUCAAAUGGACCGACAGCUGCAGAUGGGCGCAUCGCAGGAGACACUGCAGACGAUCGAGAAGGCUGCGACACUGGCACAGGAGAGCCUCAAGUACUAUCAUAGCUACUAUCGCAUUCCGCUGCUGAUCGCCACGAUGGCUGGACUCCUGGGGUGGAUAUACUGUCUGUUGGUCCAAGUGUCGCAACAGUCCGGGAACUCCAGUGAGCCAGCAGAGAGCGUGGAAUUUAUCUCGUGGACGACUAUAAUGAUGGGGGCAAUGGGUGUGGUUUUAAGCGUGGUGAUCCUCCUGCAGAAGGUGCCCUUCCUGACGGGCUUCUGCAUUUUGCUGCCCAUCUACAUCUGGUGCAUGGCACUGGCCGCACGAUCAGCGCAGGGCACAAGCAUCCGCUACGGUCUGCUGCACCUCAAAUGGAUCCUCGUCUCCAUUGUGUGCUUCAUCGUCCCCAUUUUCCGGAGGGGCUUCCUCUGCCUUCUCUAUGUGGGUAUCGUGUGUUUCUACAAUCGUCGCCACUUCAAGAAGUUGUCUCCGCGAUUCUUGGCAUGGCUGGGAUUGGUUUGCUGCCUCAGCGUCCUUCUGUUCUGCCUGCAGUGCCCAUCGACCCUCUCGCUGACAAUCGAAUAUGGAAUGUAUCUCCAGGGAGCGAGCAUGGCUCUGGCGAUUCUACGUCCCCUGAUCUUCGGCGAGAAGCAUGGCGCAGCAGUGUGGAUCAUCAACGCGGGCGUAUUGCUGAUCGGUGGCUAUGGAAUGUAUCUAAGGGAGACCGGAGAGACAGUGCCGCUCCUUUUGCACACCGUUUGCUGGACAUAUCUCCUGUAUGCCUUUGGAUCGGUGCCGUACGGCAAGAGAUUGACUCCGAAACGCCGCCUUGAGCGAAUCUGCUUCAACCUGACGAUCCUACAUACGCUUCUCAGCGAUUCGUUUGCCUCGCUCUUCGUCCAGGCGCUGAUCAUCGAGUACCAGAUGGGGAUUGAAGUUUAUCUAGAGACGAAGCAGCCUCGCAAUGCACUGGAACAGAUGGCAGAUGAGAAUGAGGACCAGAACGAGCCGAAGAUUGUGUGCCCAAAGGAGAACUUGGCUCGCGCCUACUACUUUUCCAUCUCUACUCUACUGUACUUUCUCCUCGCGCUGCUCGGCACCGGCCACUGGAUUACCAGCUUCACCUUCGCCCCCUCCACUGCGCGACUCUUCGCGAAGGAUUGCUGCUAUGGCUUCACGGCUUUCUUUGUCCUAUUGAAGAUCUACAUCCCAUCCAUCAUCAUCUUGUCCAGCAUGUGUGCGCGCAGCCAAUACGCACGCAAGAACAUCCGCUCAAUCUUCAUCUGCCUGAUCCUCACAUGCAACGCCGGAUUGUGUCUAUUCCUGUUUGUCAACCAUGGUCGCUUCUGGCCAGCGGCUCAUCCUUCUGUAGUGCAUGUCGUCCUGAUCAAUAUUGCUGUCGUCUUUCUACUUGUGUGCGCCUGUUUGGCGGGUGUUUUCUUCCGAGGAUCUCUCCAGGUGAGAUCUACCUCUACGUCCACCUCAUCCUCAAAGUGGAACGAAGAGCGUUCGUCUCAGAGCGAUCCCCAAACCAAUGUUUAA
This is a messenger RNA of Drosophila obscura, 2862 nucleotides long. Its product is annotated as GPI ethanolamine phosphate transferase 1. The transcript is spliced from 2 exons. The coding region runs from base 40 to 2862 and encodes 940 amino acids. Gene Ontology annotation, biological process: GPI anchor biosynthetic process. Gene Ontology annotation, cellular component: endoplasmic reticulum membrane. The record is from RefSeq and is a predicted model, not a curated record. Gene Ontology annotation, molecular function: mannose-ethanolamine phosphotransferase activity. Lineage: Eukaryota; Metazoa; Arthropoda; Insecta; Diptera; Drosophilidae.